Andrographis paniculata is the source of this 1443-nucleotide messenger RNA. RefSeq names its product zinc-finger homeodomain protein 5-like. The transcript has 2 exons. Bases 468 to 1268 code for a protein of 266 amino acids. The record is from RefSeq and is a predicted model, not a curated record. NCBI's taxonomy places the organism in Eukaryota, Viridiplantae, Streptophyta, Magnoliopsida, Lamiales, Acanthaceae. Gene Ontology annotation, cellular component: nucleus. Gene Ontology annotation, biological process: regulation of DNA-templated transcription; regulation of developmental process. Gene Ontology annotation, molecular function: DNA-binding transcription factor activity; transcription cis-regulatory region binding.
UUCAUCCUUUCUCUCUCUAUCUCAUCCCCAAAACCAUUUUUGUUUCUCUCUCUCUCCUUAGCUUCUUCUCAAGAAACCAACCUGUCUCUUGUUGGAUACUCAGUUGGCUGUUGGAACCACUGAAACACACUCAUUUCCACACUCCCUUCCACUGUUAAAAGAUUUCUAAUCAAAUCUAACCUAAUCCCCUCUUUCCCACGCUCUCGAUUCCUGGAUUAGAGCCUCUAAUUUUGGUUUUCUUGAUUAGGGUUUUGUCGUCGAUCAAUUUGGGAAUUAGGGUUUGCUGCGGAUUAGGAAGAAGAAGAAGAAGAAGAAGAUGAUGAUGAUGGUUAUGAUGAUCGUCAAGCAGAAGGAAUCCCUUUGAUUAGUACAGUGCAGUCGUGAAUUUAAUUUAAUUUUGUUUUAUUUUAAUUUGGGUUUGGGGUUUUAGGGUUUGUGGAGAUCUGAAUUGGGAGUUUGAAAAAAAAAUGUCGUUACCUGGGGAAGAUAAAGAAAUGAUGAGAAUGCAAGCUUACAGCAAUUCAGCGGCGGCUCCGUCAAUGAUGAGCCCGACCCGGGGACCCGACCCGAACAACCCCGGCGGAUCCAAAUCUUCCCGGCCCAGAAUCAGCUACCGCGAAUGCCUCAAAAACCACGCCGCCACCAUCGGCGGCCACGUCACCGACGGCUGCGGCGAGUUCAUGCCCAGCGGCGACGACGGAACCCUAGAAGCUCUAAAAUGCGCCGCCUGCAACUGCCACCGGAACUUCCACCGGAAGGAGCACCCCGGCGAUCCCUCCGGCGCUACCGCCACCGCCGCCGCCAUGGUCCACCCCCUCCAGCUGCCCCCGCCGCUGCCGUCUCCCUCCAUGAGCCAACACCGCGCCGCCGCCGCCGCCCACUGGGGCUCCGUCGUCCAACCCCUCAAAAUUGCCUUCGGCAGCGGCGGCGGCGGCGCCCCCUCCGCCGGCACCGACUCCUCCAGCGACGAACUCAAUUUCAACACCGGCGGCGGCGGCGGUCUCGCCCCUCCGCCGCCCCAAUUCGGCGGCCGAAAACGGUUCCGGACAAAAUUCACGGCGGAGCAGAAGGAAAAAAUGCUUGAAUUUGCAGAGAAAUUGGGAUGGCGGAUUCCUCGGGAAGACGAUUCGGAGGUGCAGAGGUUUUGCUCGGAGGUAGGCGUAAAAAGACAGGUCUUUAAAGUGUGGAUGCACAACAACAAGACAUCAUCGUCUUCGAAGAAAACUCCUCCUCCCCCGCAGGAACAAUUGAUCAUGGAAAGUACUUAAAUCCGCCAUUUUUGCAGCAGCCCUAGCUCUCAGCUCAUCAGGUAAGAAAAAAUGUGGUGGGAGCCUUUUGUAAUUCAUUUAUUCACUUGCAUCAUCAUUUCAUAUAUAGCUCAAGAAUCCCUUUUAUUUUAUUUUAUUUAUUUAUAAUAAUUAGUGAUGUGGAUGUAACAUCAUU